This is a messenger RNA of Vigna angularis (adzuki bean), 619 nucleotides long. RefSeq names its product calmodulin. The record is from RefSeq and is a predicted model, not a curated record. Lineage: Eukaryota; Viridiplantae; Streptophyta; Magnoliopsida; Fabales; Fabaceae. The coding region runs from base 79 to 375 and encodes 98 amino acids. The transcript has a single exon. Gene Ontology annotation, molecular function: calcium ion binding.
AUUUGGUGAGAGCAUAGGCAUUCAGUCUUUUGAUCUUUCUGAAAAGAAUUUCUGAAAAGAACACUCAGUGAAAUACAAAUGCCUGUGAGAAUUCCUCGUAUAAUACCCGUUCCGGUUGAAAAGUACUAUCCAGAGAGUGAGAGUGCGAUAAUGAAGAAAAUAAUGGAUACAUUAAAAGAAGCAGACAGAAACCAUGACGGUCGCUACAACAAGGAUGAACUGAAGCAUGCCCUCAAAGACUUAGGUGCCUUUUUUCCUGGCUGGAGAGCCAAUCGUGCUUUUGACAGAAUUGAUAUCAAUAAUGAUGGUCAAAUCAGCGGUGAGGAAAUCGAUUCUCUCCUCGAGUAUCUUAGCUCUCGCGGCUUUGGAAAAUAAGCGAUCCGUUUCACCCUAUGAUCAACCACCCCAUAUAUAUAUAUAUUCUUAUAUGCGUGGUGAUAUUCUGUGUUCUAUAAUAUAGUUUCUGAAAUAACAUCCAUGUCUUCACAAACUAAGGUUGAAGAUGGAUUCAUGAGUUAUGGCUAACUUUGUUUUUUUUUUUUCAAGUAUGUAAGAAAAAAUAAUUAUGUUACUUUGUUUGGAUGGAUCAUAUUGGUAUAAAGAAACCAAUUAUAGACUA